Messenger RNA from Ilex paraguariensis (yerba mate), 3402 nucleotides. NCBI's taxonomy places the organism in Eukaryota, Viridiplantae, Streptophyta, Magnoliopsida, Aquifoliales, Aquifoliaceae. The record is from the annotation of a GenBank genome assembly.
AUGAAGUUCCAAAUCGAAGACGUAACAGUAUACUUCCCCUACGACCACAUAUACCCAGAACAAUACGCAUACAUGGUCGAGCUCAAGCGUGCCCUAGACGCCAAAGGCCAUUGCCUUCUCGAAAUGCCCACAGGAACUGGUAAAACCAUAGCUCUACUUUCUUUAAUCACCAGCUACACACUCUCAAAACCAUCCAAUCCAAUCAAGCUUCUCUACUGCACCCGUACCGUCCACGAGAUGGAAAAAACCCUAGCAGAGCUCAAACUGCUUCAUAAGUAUCAGAUUCAACACCUCGGUCCGGCGGCGAGGAUUCUGGCGUUGGGUUUAUCGUCGAGGAAGAAUUUGUGUAUUAAUCCGAGUGUUGUUUCAGCGGAAAAUCGAGAUUCGGUGGAUGCGGCUUGUAGGAAGCUAACUGCUAGUUGGGUUCGGGCUCUGGCUAUUGAAAACCCUAAUAUUCCGAGUUGCGAGUUCUUUGAGAACUACGAGAAGGCCGCGUCGGAUGCGGUGCUGCCUCCUGGGGUCUAUACCUUACAGGAUUUGAGGGUGUUUGGGAAGGAGAAAGGGUGGUGCCCGUACUUUUUGGCACGUCAUAUGGUGCAAUUUGCGAAUGUGGUGGUUUAUAGCUACCAGUACCUGCUAGAUCCUAAGGUUGCUGGGAUCAUAUCAAAAGAGAUGCAGAGAGAGUCUGUUGUAGUGUUUGAUGAGGCCCACAAUAUCGAUAAUGUGUGUAUUGAGGCACUUAGUGUUAGCGUGCGGAAGCAGACACUUGAAGGGGCAACGAGAAAUCUCAGUAAGAUGUCUCAGGAGAUUGAAAGGUUUAAGGCCACUGAUGCUGGUAGAUUGCGUGCAGAAUACAACCGACUCGUUGAUGGUUUGGCACAAAGAGGGAAUCUGCCUCUUGCGGAUACCUGGCUUGCAAAUCCUGCUUUGCCUGACGAUAUCCUAAAGGAAGCAGUUCCUGGAAACAUACGGCGUGCAGAGCACUUCUUGUCUGUUUUACGCAGAUUGGUUCAGUAUCUUAAAGGUCGUCUGCAAACUGAGAAUGUUGAAAAAGAGGGGCCUGUUACCUUUGUUGCCUCUAUAAAUGCGCAGGUCGGAAUUGACCAGAAAAUGUUGAAGUUCUGUUAUGAUCGACUGCAUUCACUUAUGUUAACACUGGAGAUAACUGACACAGAUGAGUUUUUACACAUCCAAACAAUUUGUGACUUUGCGACGCUCGUGGGGACUUACACUCGAGGUUUUUCAAUUAUAAUUGAACCUUUUGAUGAGAGAAUGCCGCAUAUUCCUGAUCCCGUGUUGCAGCUUAGCUGCCAUGAUGCUUCUCUCGCCAUAAAGCCUGUAUUUGAACGAUUCCAAUCAGUGGUGAUUACAUCUGGUACUCUCAGCCCAAUUGAUCUCUACCCUCGUCUUCUUAAUUUCAAUCCAGUAGUUAGUCGAAGCUUUACAAUGUCCUUGACGAGGGACUGCAUAUGUCCAAUGGUUCUCACUCGAGGAAGUGAUCAGCUUCCUGUUAGCACAAAAUUUGAUCUGAGAAGUGAUCCUGGUGUUGAAAGAAAUUAUGGACGGCUCUUGCUAGAGAUGGUGUCUGUUGUUCCAGAUGGAAUUGUGUGUUUCUUUGUCAGUUACUCAUACAUGGAUGGAAUAGUCAAUAGUUGGCAUGAAUCGGGAAUUCUAAAGGAUAUAAUGCAACACAAAUUAGUCUUUAUUGAAACUCAAGAUGUUGUUGAAACUACAUUGGCUCUGGACAACUAUCGCAAGGCUUGUGAUUGUGGGAGAGGUGCUGUAUUUUUCUCUGUUGCCAGGGGAAAAGUAGCGGAAGGCAUAGACUUUGAUAGACAUUAUGGCAGACUUGUUAUAAUGUUUGGUGUACCUUUCCAGUACACAUUAAGCAGAAUAUUGCUAGCAAGGUUAGAGUAUUUGCGGGAGACUUUCCAGAUCAAGGAGGGUGAUUUUCUGACUUUUGAUGCUUUGAGGCAAGCUGCUCAAUGCGUGGGACGAGUGAUCCGGUCAAAAGCAGAUUAUGGGAUGAUGAUUUUUGCUGACAAAAGGUUUGUACACGUGUUUUCAUUCAAUACAUCAUUGUAUUCUUAAAUGUCUAACUGUGGAUUUGCUUUGAAGCUAUUCAUAAGCUGCCCCUGAGGUGUGACAAAAUUAUUAAAGUUGUUUAUAGCUUCCUUGAAAACUUAAAUAAAUGAUUGAAUCAAAUAAUGUGUAUUUUCGAACAUAUGUUUAAACAAGGAAUGCAAUCAAAGUCUCAAUGUAGAAGGCUUACAGUUUGUUAGAUGUUUCUGCAUGAUUCUUUCCAAUCCAACUGUGUCAUAUAACAUUCCGUUACCAUUGUACCACAUGUAGAGAAUGUGGUGUAGUAUUAUUCCCUUUCCUGGUUGCUUGCAAAGGCAAUCUGCACCUCCAAGAGAAAAACUGGAAAUUGUGGAAUGUGUUAUGCGAUAGAAUAUCUGUGUCAUGUUUUGAGUUUGAACAUUGGUUGGAGGGGACGACGUUUGGUGCAAUGGCUAAAAGCUUUUGAGUUUGGACAUUGAUUGCUAGUGGUAGGCCUUGUCAGCCAGAACUUCAUUGAAUGAUGAUUAAAGGGCUACUUAUUGACCUAAGGAAUACAUGUAACGUUAGUCAAUCAAACAGUCACUAUUAUUUUAUCAAUUUACUUUUAUGAUAUUUUUACCUCCUCAUCUUCUGACGAUAACAUUUUGUUAUUCUCUGUAAUGCCUUUGUCUGGAUGGAUAAUACAUGCAGGUACAGCCGUCAUGACAAACGCUCUAAGUUGCCUGGAUGGAUACUGUCACACUUACGUGAUGCACACCUGAAUUUGAGUACUGAUAUGGCUGUGCAUAUAGCAAGAGAGUUCUUGCGGAAGAUGGCUCAGCCAUAUGAUAAAACUGGUGGUAGUGGUAAGAAAACACUUUUGUCACAAGAAGACUUGGAGAAGAUGGGCAAUGGCAAUUUCAGUGACAUGUUGUUCUGAGACUUGACUCUGCCUUCCGGCGAUAUCUGUGCAAUGGCUGCUUGUUUGUUCCCCUACUUCUUUCAGAUAUCAUGCCUGCCUGGGGGAGUUGAUGUGCCAGGCAGCAGAAUUGUUGCUCCCUCUCUGGUGGACAGUUUAACUUAUUGGAGGAGUCGCCAACUUGAAGGCCACAGAAGUUUUGUUCGUUGGAUGGUGCACGAAGAGAGAUGGUAGAGUUUCCAAGACUAAUAUGUCCCUAGUUUUGGCUUUGAAUUGAAAUGUCUGAUGGCGUUUUUGUCCAAUAAAAUUGGGGUCCUGGCUAGUGUAGUAAGCAUAUUAUGUAAACUGUAAAUGCAGCUCUACACUACAUUAGUGAUUCAUAUGGUCUUAUGUAACUUUAUCUAUAUUUAUAGAUGUUAUUUAUUUCAUUAUUUAAUGAUUCU